Molecule: messenger RNA, 1674 nt
Organism: Cladophialophora bantiana CBS 173.52
Lineage: Eukaryota; Fungi; Ascomycota; Eurotiomycetes; Chaetothyriales; Herpotrichiellaceae
Exons: 5
Coding region: 1-1674 (557 amino acids)
Molecular function (GO): protein binding
Source: RefSeq, a predicted model, not a curated record
AUGUCGCUCAAGCAGGAAAUCGAGACUUGGGUCGAAGCGCUUGGGCACUAUGACAACCAAGAGUUCGAGGAAGCGUUGCGGAUUUUCGACGCAAUUGCCGAUACCUCCAAGAUCCUGUUCAACUGCGGAGUUAUCCAUGCCACCAUUGGCGAACAUGAAAGAGCGGUGGAAUGUUACCAGCGCGCAAUCAAGCUCGACCAGUAUCUCGCCGUGGCCUACUUCCAACAAGGCGUCUCAAACUUCCUGGUCGGGGAUUUCGAAGAAGCACUGGCAAAUUUCAAUGACACCCUGCUCUACUUGAGAGGCAAUACAUAUAUCGACUACGAGCAGUUGGGCCUGAAGUUCAAGCUUUACUCUUGUGAAGUUCUCUUCAACCGUGGCCUGUGCUACAUGUACCUCCAGCAAGAGCAGGCUGGUCUGCAAGAUUUCAAUUUCGCUCAGAAGGAAAAGAUGACUCCUGACCACGAUGUAAUUGAUGAUGCUAUAAAGGACAUGGCACAGGGCUAUGUGGUGUUCAGCAUACCUGUCGGAUGUGUUUACAGACCAAAUGAAGCCAAAGUCAAGAACCUCAAAGCAAAAGACUACCUGGGUAAAGCUCGACUGAUAGCCACAUCGAACAGUGAGAACACCGGUACCGGAUUCCAGGGUGUUGAGAGAAAACAGGCCGUAGCGGCUGAGAUGUCAGCCAAGGAUGACCGUCCUCCGGAAAAUAUCAGCUAUGCUGCAACAAAUCUGGUCCAGCGCAAUCUGUCCAGUAGAGUGGUUCGAGACCAGAGCGCUCCUCCUGUUAUGAACCGAAACGUGUUCCCGCCAACACCGCCACCAGAGAACGAGAAGCCCAGGCUAAGCGGCAACGGUUCUUCAACGUUGCCUCUUCGGAGCAGUUCUAUGCGUCAACCACGGAACAUGUACUCCAGACCGGACAUGGAUCCUCCCAGACCCGGUAUGAUGAGUCGGGCCGCAACCUUCGACACCAGCGCGAACCCACCACCCAGCGUAGGCAGGAUGCCGCCUCCACAACGCGAGAAUUCCUGGCCAGAGGAACCUUCUAUGACGGAACGACCACAGAUGGAAAGAUCGCGCUAUGGCACCCAAAGGACCGCUUCUGAGCCCCGAGGUCCUUCUGUUCGACGGCAGAUGCUGGACCGCUCGGCCUCACAAAGGGCACCCGCACCAUUGUUCCGAGAGACAACCCAAUCUCGAUACGAAGACCCCAGCGACACUGUGGAUGAUGUCUAUCGUAUGUAUUCCAGCCCCCGAAGGCGUCAGCGACGCCCAGAACAAGAGCUCUACUUGAACGAAGAAGACGAAUAUAUAGACGAGGAGGAAAUGAGCGCUGAAGACAUGACGGGAUUCGAGCCCGUCCGCCGGGCGCAGUCCCGGUCCGGGCGCGGCAGCAAGCGACCCGAAAUGCGCAAGAUCCGAGUCAAAUGCCACUUUAACGAUGACACGAGAUACCUAAUGAUUGGCGCCGUGAUCGACUUUGGUGACCUUGAAAGCAAGAUCCGUGAGAAGUUUGGAAUCAAGGACCAAUUGAAGAUCAAGAUGCAAGAUGACGGUGAUAUGAUCACCAUGGGUGAUCAAGAUGAUCUGGAGAUGUUGUUGGCGAGUGUGCGCAACCAAGCGAGGAAAGAGAGGAAUGAAAUGGGCAAGAUGGAGGUCUGGAUUUCAUGA